Messenger RNA from Amoebophrya sp. A25, 12092 nucleotides. The record is from the annotation of a GenBank genome assembly. NCBI's taxonomy places the organism in Eukaryota, Dinophyceae, Syndiniales, Amoebophryaceae.
AGUUACAGCAGCUCCUGCUACUUCCUUCUAUGCAUUUACGACAACUCCUCUUUCAAUAUUUUUUCUUCUGACCAUCUCUUCUCUAUCCCAAGGACGCGAGGAUGUGCUGUCGGUAGUGAAAGAAGAAGAACCGAUUGAACUAAUUAUCCCUACUGCACUAGGCGUAGUGUACUGAGUCACUUUUUGUACUACUACAAAAGAAGUUAUUUGCCUUGUUUUUUAAGUAGUUGAAUGGGAGGCAGCAUGUAGUCCUAUGGAAAAAAAAACUACGCAGAUCUUUUGCGAGCAAGAAUGAAUGCUACUUACAAAAAGAAUGAAUCUUGUUGUACUACUACUUACAAAAGAAGUUAUUUGACAAGCGUUUUCAAUUGUGAAAAAUGUGAAAAAUGGCAUCUAUGGGUAAGUCGCGUGCUGGGCGGAUAAAGUCGGCCAGGCCUCUCUACUCGAAGGAGUAGACACCUUUACCAUCCCUCAGUGCUGCCGUAGACCGAGGUCUGGGGCGAGAGACGGGGAUACCCUGAACUUGAACUUGAACUUGAUCUAGAAGCAGUACAAGAGUGCAAGCAAGUAGGCACCGAACGGUCUUGCUCCCGUGAUCGCAGAAGGAGAUCGGCGUUGUGCAGUAGGCACCGAACGGUCUUGCUCCCGUGAUCGCAGAAUCCAAAAAAACGAUUUUUUAGGUGAAAGAGUUGCCAAGACGAUCUCAGCAAGAUGGCGGACCCACAGGAAGGGUUUGAUAAGAUGGCGUUGCGCCAAAUAGAACAGGACCUGACGAAGACCAUGGGAGAUUAAGGCCUGCAUAUCAGACCAUGGGGGAUAGCCACGCACCAUUACCAUUUUCCCCCUCAUUGAGCGUGUUUACUUUCUCCCGACCUUGUUGUCAAAAUUUGGCACUAACGCAGUUCUCGAAGUGCUGCAUAACCUAGUUAAUGGUUCAAAAUAAGCAAAGAACUAAUGGAAUAUGUAAUGAAAGUAAGUACUAUCUAAUCACAGUUGGGACACUGGCACGAAGUUGACGGGAAGACAAGUUAUAUCUACGCCCCCAAUUAUGUCUACGACGGUCUAGACAAGAUUUACACUCUCUACACGACGUACGGACUGACCAAGCAGCGUGAAAUACUCCGGAUCAUAUGUACUGAUUAUGCUUAAAGACAGGCAACUUUGAUGCCGAUCCAUGCUCACCUUCACCGAGCAAGGAGAAAUAUUUUGCUGAUCAUGAUAUGCACCUACAGCCAAUUAAGUAUCGUCUUAAGAAGACUUGUCUUCUUCUUUUUGAUACGUACAGUGGUGGUGGUACGCACAACACCUUUACUGAAUCUCAUCUGCUUGCACUCACUCUUCAAUUUCAUGUGUCUAAGUGUACUCUAGCUUCCUGAUUAUCAGAAUCUCAGUCCGAUGAGGCCUUCACACCACUAUCUCCGACUAGGUGACCUGAAGUUCAUACCCGAAGCGUUUAUUCCGUUGCUAGAAACGAGGCAUACUGAGGACCCAGACGCUGCGCGUCGAGUUAUAUCCCUUCUCGUGGUAUUGACUCAACCACUGUUGAAGCGUGGCUUUACCGGAGAUGCAGCGAUGAAGAAUCUCGGCGAGUGGAACAUCGUUAUGGCUUUCUGAGAACAAACAAGCAUCGAGUUCUUGUUAAGCUUCUGCGGACUACAUCAUCGACUCUAAUACUACACGUGCUGUCUUUUUAUUAUAGACUCUAUUAACCUAACUAGUAAAGUCACACUGCUCACCUGCAAUUGAGGACUGCGUUUUGGUUAUUGACUUCGUACAAGCUUAGAUGCUUAGCCGUAAUUACUGUUUGAGCUGUGGUUCUACAACCCUGUAGAAAGCACUCCUGUCCUCUCAGACCUAUCUAAUACUACUGGUUCUACAACCCUGUAAAAAGCACUCCUGUCCUCUCAGACCUACCUAAUACCACUGGUUCUGCAAAGGUUGUAAAAAGCACUCCUGUCCUCUGAGACCUACCUAUAAUGCCACAUAUCAUCUUGAUACAAACUCUACCCACAAUUGCUUUAUACUCUAAUACCGGAGAUGCGGUCGUGAGAGAGCAUUUGGCGCAUUUACAGAUGAUCAAGGAGCAUUGCUCGCGGGAGGCCACUAUGUCAGGAGUUUACGAACUCCUUAUGGCCUCUGUAGACUCUGGGAUCGACUUUAAGAAGGUACUUAUGAGAUACCUCUUCCAGAAAGCCCAAAAUUUCAUGUGAAAAAGCCAGAGAUUCAUGUCAAAACGCCCCCUUAGCCGUACUAUGAUGCAUAAAGGAAGUUAGUUUGUUUUUGAGCGAUUUCGGAAACGAUACUGCUAUUAAUUUGAAUUAUGUUCUAGAAGGAAAAAGAGAAUAAUGAGGAGAGUAAUCCAAGUCAACAACUAAAAUACUUAAUCAAUCAAACAGGCCUCCCCACAAGCAGAAGAAGAGGAAAGGAUUAGAAACCGGACAUUAUCGGAAGCGUUACUUUUGUUCCGGAAUUUACUGUCCAUCCCGGACCCACGACCUGGAGAUGCUGGCUACACCGAUAAUCGGAAAUUUCUUCAGUAUGGCUGGUUUUCUACAAGCAUAGACACGGUAGACAUGAUAGAUGUGGUGACUUUGAUGUGCAUCAUACUUACACCAUGCUGUAGUUAUGCUUGAAGACAAAUGAUAUCCACUCGUCUAAAUAACUCGUGGAGUAUUUAAUUAGUAGUGUAGUGAUAUUAUUGUUCCGCUCGUUAAGGUCCCACCCUACGACCUACCCAAUCUCUUUCUUCCCUGCUACAAUGAUAUAUUAUCGUACCUGUCUCUUCCCUCUUCAACCGCGUGUGAAGUUCGUGAAGAUGUACGCGAAGCUGGAUAUCCUGCACGUAAUCAAUACGUGGGCAUACGAGGAGACCUCAGUGUUAUGGUCAGCUUUGAUUCAUCUCUCACAAUAUCAUGGUGUCCUCUUGUUCCCAUAGAAAACAAGAAUACUUACAUAGAGAUACCAAGAUGGGGGGCCCGGGAUCUAUGAUCCUUUCAAAUGGGAAAGAUACUUUUUAGGUCCGAAAUAUAUAGUGGUCAAGUAGAAACCCCUAAUAGUGGUAAAGCCGUAUGCCGAAUUGACCGAACGGGAUCGGGAGGCGCGCUGGGUUUUAUUUGAUGUGGUUUAUUCCUGCAUCACCAAAUUGAGCUGCCAAGAAGUGGUGGAAACCGACACAAGCAAAGACAUGCUAAAAGCGUUUUUUUAAGACAAUGAUGAACUACUGUUAUUUUUUCCUGCUCGGAACGUUGAGAUAAGUAGGUGAAUGUAUUUCUAUACCAGUCGUGACAGUCUCGCAUUGUACGAGAUUCUAACCAAAUACAAAUUAUAAUUUUUUGUAAACAACGAACAAAGGAACCUCCAUUCGUAUUGCUCUUGUUGUAAUCAUUCAGGGACACACACGAAAUACAUUAUACUCCGGGAUCGCUCUAAUCCAGAGUAAAAGACAGGCAGCAGAAGGUGAUAGCUGCCAGGACGGCGGCGCCCAGACACGGAGAGUUUGGAGUGAGUGCACACACGCGCCAGUUUUUGGGGGAUAAAACCUUGAAGCUGGAAAGGGAAAACGUCAUGAAAGCGCGCAUACCUCUCAAAAAACAAUACCUAUGGCAAGUAUAAUAAUGUAGUGACCCUUCUGGGCAACCCGACGUCUGGGCAGCACGCAUGCACCUAAUCGAUACUAUCUUCUGGGAUAACUUGAUCUCUUUCGUCUUUGCAUCUAUUUUUCCGAUUAGAUCAUACUACACUAUAAAUCAACAGAUGAAUAAUUAUAGCAGUAGUUCCCUUCAACGUUCCGCUCAUCGCCCUUUCAUUAUCCGGUAACAGAAGGACGAACCAGAACAAAGAUAACCUUACCGACGAUGUACUUUUUCAGGACCUAGCACCCGCUACCGGAUCUGCGGCAGAACAUAAUAGUUAAGGCUCGAUUAUAGUUCACAGAAGACAAAGACCUUUUUUUGUUUUCCUUUUGGGCGAUCUAUCACUAUCGAGAAGUAGGAUUAGGAUGAAUCAUAUGAGUGUCCUUUUUGUCUUUGUCAGUCUGCGCAGAGAGCCAUCUACUUCUCUUGUUGUGACAAGCUCAUCUAAAAGAAGUUAAAUCCUUUUGCGCAGCCAGGGACAACCUUAGCCGAAAGUUUAGAUGCGGGUACACUUGCGAUCAUGCGAGCUUGGCUCUACGAGUUAUUGGAUUGUAAGGUACUACGGGACCACUUCUAUUUGGAGUUUUUGAGUCUCCUUGUAGAAGUUCUCUUUGUAGUUCUUCUCAACUUUGAUAUGUGCAGACACUUAAUGCCAUCACGAGAAAGUUAGACCUGAAGUGCAUGGCCAUGACGUGCCAACACGAGUACCUAAUCAAUACUGCAGGUUAGUUUUUCCUCGUAGUAGCCUUAUAAUUUCUUUCCUGAACCAGAACCUAAAAAAUUAUUACUACACAGGAAGGAUCAGCAGUCGAGGAGGAGGAUUAUUUUCCGAUGAGCGUGUUGUGUCAAUUUGUGAUUCAAGAGGUCAAAGCAGAAAACGACCGCGUCGCAGAAGAAAAGAGGAUGAAUUAUGUUGACUUUGUUUCAAUAUUCUUAUUGUAAGUAGUUGUGGUGGAACAUUCCCCAUUUAUAAUCAUCCUUGGUUCCGUCAUCUGGUUUUUGUUUCAAGAAGAAAAUAAGGCAAAGCUUGUGUUCCACAAAGCUUGUCCUUUCACUCAAGACGCGCCUUUAUCAUGAUACUCCCGAUACCACCUAGACAUGUAGGAAGCCUCGUCCUGCUCUAAAUAACUCCUGAGGGCGACAACUAUGACCAGCAGGAUCGAUCGAAUCCGUAUGUGACCUACCACACCAAAGACCGCAUCAUCAAUUUUAUUACUUUCUUCCUCGAGUUUUACCGCUUAUACGCGCGCCAGAUGAAGAAAGAGAGUCCAGGGAAAAAUUUUCAGUUGUUAUGGUCUCUGCUGGUUGGGAAGUUUCAUCUUUUUCUUUUUCGUUGUAUCUCUAUGCUCUAAUUAGAAAGUUUCAGUUUCUCUCUUGUUGGUUGUUGCAUUUCUAUACUCUAAUGUCACGAAGAUUUCUUUCUUGUUGGUUGUAUUCCUCUAUAUUCUAGUGCUUCCAUGAGGCGUAUCCAUAUAUUCGAGUUCCACGACCAGGAGCAAUCGAAAGCUGUCAUUACAGUGAAGUAGACUACGACAGCUGGUCUUAAUACUACUUAGUAAAAUGAUCUCUUCACCAACGCGGAUCUUACUUCGUGGCGAUCAAAGCACGGAUACGACCGUACCUUAAUUUUUAUCGUCAUUGAUUAUAGUGAAGUGGACUACUAGUUGUACUGCAGCUGGUUAAUACUUACCCAAGUCAUCAUCUGUUCUUUGUGACGCCAGCACUCUCCUCUCCUCUCUAAUGAUAGCACCCCAGGUGAUCCAGGGUUUCGUCGAUUUGGAUACGACAAGGUAUUUAGUCGGCCAAGUAAAAGAACAGGGAAAAGACGUGAGCAUCAACCCGGAUCGGUUGAUCCUCGUUUUACUAUGGCCUGGUGUGAGCAGCGAAUGACUGAGAAAAAAACAUAACUACUUUGAGUCCAUCGCCUGAUACAUUUGAGAGCGUAUGCAAGUAUUUAUCAAGCCGAGUUAGUACUGAGAAGUACUCAUAGAAGUCCAUCCAAUAAAUUACAAUUUCCUUACCCAAGUAGGUAUAUCAUUCACCUCCAGGACCUAGGUAUAUCAUUCACCUCCACGUCUACAUAUCCCGCGUACACCGACCAAGCAAACAGGCUCAAAGCCUUCCUCCUGGGCCCUUCCUCCUGGAGGAUCAUCUAAUCCUACGUGCGUGCGUGGAGACAAUGAAGAUGUUGGGCGAUUGCUGUCGGAGCAAGGAUCCAGAAAACAAACAGCUGGCAUACGUCUUAGUAGAAAACCUAGUGGGAAGGAAUAUUGUUACGGCUUUUUUUUUGGCUCUUCAGUAGCCACUGAAGUCUGCUGGUUUAUCUAGUGGACCCACACCUAACCUAACCUAAGUUUUACUCAUGAUGACUCUAGUCGAAGUGUGACAAGUACGUGUCCCAAGUACAAGGAGUAUGUAAUCGAACAACUUCUGCAAUAAGGAGUAUAAUAUUCGAACCGUAACGAGGAGUAAAAUAUUGGGACUGUAACAAGGAGUAUAUAGUCGAACUAUAACAUCGAGUAUAAUGUUCGGACUGUAAAAAUAUCGAUGAUCACAGUCGAAGUGCUGUAAUCAUGUUAUAGCUUAUUUUCAUUUACGUGGUUCUAAUACCAGACAGCGACUCGUGGAGGUGUGUAAGCUGUACAAACCGCAGACUCACGACCCACGAGUGAUAUCCUAUGCUAUCGAGUGUUUGCAUUUCUUAAGGCCACGAAUAAGAGGGGUCUACCAAGAGAGGUGCAUCCUCACCGGCAUUAAAGGAUCUGUAACGCCAUCCUUGGGGGUCCUUUCCCUCAAAGAGGGAACAAGGGUGUCAGCCAGGGAAGACGCGAGCUAAAUAAUACAAUUCUCUAAAUUACUGUCUGCUGCUGAUGGAAGAAGUUGCGCGACCAGGGGAGGGCGAUAGGGAAUUCCCAGUCUUGCGCUUUACGACGCAAAAUAUGCGAGACGUCUCCACGAUAGUGACGAUAAGCACUUACAUAAAUUAUGGAUGACACAACCUACUGCUUUUGAUUGGUGAACAUCUUCUUGGAUGACACAACCUACUGCUUUUGAUUGGUGAACAUCUGCUUGAGCUGCUUCGGUAGAAUUUUCAACAAGACCAAGACUUUAUCUCCCCUCUCGUUUUCGUACGACAUGAACACUUAGUUUUAACACGAGAAACAUCAUCCUUCUCUUCUAAGCCAAAGGCCUCUCAGACUGGGCGAUAAUCCAGAACUUGCUCACUUGCUUGGAGAGCUACCAUCACACGAACGAGAACCAGCUUUAUUCCACAUGCAAAUUGAUUCGGAGGGUACUACUUGUUGUUACCGUGGGUUCCUUAGAUGACUUGCUCUCGACGGAUUUGAUGCUUUCUCUUACAUUAAGACCGAUACUUGAUCUAGAUUCGCAAGACCUACCCUAGUACCUCUACUACUACAACAGAUGAUGUUCUUCAUCUUCAUGUUGUGAAAAAAAAUUCCCUCACCCGCACUAGAUAAUCGAUUCGCACCCGGCCUAUAUUGCGUUAUUUUGGAAUCUGCGGUUUUUUGCGAGGAUGGACAAAAUCGUAAAGUCCGAUAUUGUGAAGCAGAAUCCGGGUAAGUUUUCAGAUUUGCACCGACUCUUCAAGCAGAUCAUUCGCGAGUUCGUCAAAGUAUGGCGUGGAGGCGAUUCUGGAGGACGUGGAGACCGAGCGGACGCUAGAAAACAAGCAAUUAGUAGUACUGCAUCAAAAGCGGUGAAGGGUGAGGAGAAUCCCUCAGCCGCCAAUGCUGCGGCUACAACCACUACUACUACAACCACCAGAAAGCCUGGCAACAAGCUUGCCAUCACAGAGUUGAUACUGAAUGUGGCACCCGCUCGCGAUGACUUGAGCGGAAGUAUCGAGACGUGGGCUGGGAUAUUGGAGAACUACGAGACUGCGCAUUUCCAGAAGCAUUUCAGGGAUAUGGUAGAAAACCGAAAGCAGUACAAUGAGAUGUUUGAGGAUGCUCGAAACCAGAAGCGGCAAGAGCAUCCAUGGACAGCAGAUGAAGACACCGAAUUGAAGCGAAUUUUCGAAUCCUGCAAGAAUAUUCAUAUGUUAUGGAAGACAAUUCUACGCUUGAUCACUUAGGGACGAAGACAAUUCUGCGCUUGAUCACUUCCGUCGUCUGCUCUACAGUUUAAUGUUCAAGUUGAGUUCCUAAAUAAGCAAAAGAACUAAUGGUUGCUCCUUUUUUCUCUUGUCAUCAACAUGCUGCUCUACUUCGAUUUCUGCUUGUCUACCUGCAGCCCUGGUACAAGAACAGUUUUUUCUACUCCCCUACAAGGAACUCUAAGCGGAACUCAGGACGCCCUCGUAAAACGUGUUGCGGCAGAUAUGACAACCUUUUCCGAAUCCAUCUCCCGCAGAGACGUCCGUUUGAGAAUGGUGGCCUUGAAGUUGAUAACAGCGGCAAAGAAGUUGGGCGUAGAGGACUUAGCAGAGAAAGUGGCGAAGUUUGUGCUUUCUUAUGGUUAGAUGUUUUUCUAGCAGAUAGGGUUAAGGUUUUUUUUUGAGAGAAAGGAUAACUACAUGUCCUCUGUCAAUAAGACCUAGUACAACACGCGCCCUUCUAAGUUCUAGCAGCAACAACAGGCGCAAACUAUCGAGAGCGAGCUUGGGCGCUCCUGGAAAAAGUACAUCGAGGAUUGGUCGCCGUGAGGGCUGCGCGAGCGGACUAUACUUUCUCAUACGACUUCGCCAAUUUGGAAGCAAGCUUUCGAAACAACUUCGUAGAGGUAAUGAUUGUGAUACAACUUCAUAGAGGUAAUGACUUUUUUCUAUACUGGAAUGCUAAUGAAUAAGCACAGGUACUAUGGUUGAAGCUAUAUGUAGUAAGCCUACUUCUCUAUAGCUAGUUUCAACCUUCUUGCAUAUCAUUCGAUGACCCAUUUUAAUACAACUACUCAUACUAAUCAAAAUCAGCUUGUUCUUGCCUCUAACCUUAAACACAAACUACACCCCAGCCAGGUCCUGAAAUGUCUCGACGUGCGAAGAGUGCUUCCACCGCAGAAAAAGAAGGGUUUGGAACAGGAAGACGCCGGUUUGGAUGAAGAUGGUCCUCUGGAAUCCAGUUUGCUGCAGUUCAAAAUCCCCUUUGUGCCAACGUCGGCCAUAAGCAUGUGGAGGGAACUACACGACUUGUUCCGAUUGUCGGAAUCGGGGUUGAAGUUAUGUUAUACGUAGUUGGUAGUUCUUUUGAAUGAGGUAUUGCGAUGUAAGUAUGAAGAGGUUUACGCAUUCAGUCGUCUUUCUUGAUAAUAACAAGACGCAGCAGAAGGAACCUAAAAAGAUGCUUUUUACUCCAUACUGUAAUUUCUCACGCCUAAGAUUCCCAUCUCAGUCUCCUUCUCUAAUGAACGAACACGCUGACGCAAAAGUCGCCCGACGUGUCAAGACUGAGCAAGGCCCUGCCAAAAAACGGCGAAAGCUCAUGGCCGAAGAGGAAUUCACCCUAGAUGGUGUGCUAGGUCAAGAUUUAGCUGCUUUCUGCGCAGAGCAUUCGAACGAAACUCUGUCUGAAUUUUGUCGAGACAGUGAGGACUUUGGAUUGGACGGCCUAGGCGGGGAGGCGUUCGAAGAUGAGGAGGCGAUUAAAGAGGUCAAAAGCACAAGAACUGGUGACAAAAAGACUUCUCAAGUUCUUGUUGCGGAGGAAAUUGACCUGCAAAAAAAUAUAGUGGAAGGAGCCAUGUUGCCACCAGCUACACCAGGGACAGAACAAGCAGCAGCCGAACUAGAUGAGCUGGACGAUGACGAUUUCGAGAGACGUAUAGCAGAAAUGGCCGAGAAGAUGGGGGAUAACGACGUCUUUGCGGACGCGCAGAACAUGGAGUUGACUUUAUGAAGAAAGAAGGACUGAGUAAGAGUAGUUUACUAGUAGGAUUUUGUGCUGAAGAAGAACCCGAUGAGUGUAUCUGUGUGACCGUACUUCUAAGUACUGGUUUCGUAGAACAGAUGACCUGGGUCUCUAAUUAUCGAAGCUGAACGAGCCGAACUUUUGGAUUUGAAUCCGGAGCAGAUCGAAAACUUGAACGCCGAAAUCGACGAUAGGGACACCUUAGAGGGUAUCGAAAAUGACGACGAAAUCAAAGCGAUGAGCGAGCAUUUGACCUUAUGGCCGUUCAUGACGAUGGUGUAUCUUUAUUGGCUGCGAUCCUAUUUUGUUUGUUGUAGUGUUGACAGAGUUGCAGGUUUUAUUCUACCUUCAUAUGUGGUUUUCUUGGGAUAGUACAUCUUCAAAAUGGUUUUGAUGACUCUCAUCUAACAUGAGUCUUGCUCCAAGCGGAAGCGGUCGGUGAGAGUGGCAGUGUGCUUGGCGGAAAGGCUGCAAAUAAGCAAGAUGCUGCUACUUCGUCUUCGUCAGGUAUAACCGGCAAGACUACCAAUGGGGCUGUACACCUGGGUGGCGCGUCCAGUUCGUCCUCCUCGUCUGCGAUGCAAGGUCAGAGCAGUUCUUCCGUCGCACCGAAGCGACUGGAGACCUAUAGUUUCGACAACGAGGAUGCCUUUGCUGAGUCGCAGGCUUUGUUUGCCGCAACCUCAACGUUGUCUAGUUCCUCGACUGGGGCUGCUGCUGGUGUAGCAGGUACUACAGGUACCGGGAACAUAGCGGGAACAACUUUAAGGGUCGUUUCCACCAAAUAAUUACAUUCCCCAGCAGAACUAGACCAUCCUUUCACUUACAGUUUCAAAGUAGAAAAGAAGCCAGGAACUAUCUGCUGAAGAAUGUACUAAAAAAUUCCGUUGUUUUCUCUAACAUCGGGUGCGCUGAAAAGGAGUUGUCGUUACUUGCAUCUCCCAGCUGCCCAGUCUCUGGUUCGCAAUGUGGAUAUCUUUCUGCACGAUGCGAUGGAUUUGGUGAAACAACUACAAGAUGGUCCACCCGCUCCGCGUGUGCGGAAAAACUUGGUUACGGAACAAGACGCGCUGAGAGGGAACAAGAAUGCGGUGGAUUACAAGACUAUGGAGCAACGAGGAGCCCAAGACGUACAGAAUAAUACGGCAACAGAAUCGUCUGAACGACAACAGAAUCAUGAUCUUGGUCAGAACCAGAAUCAUCUUCUUGGUAUCCCAGAAGAGGAGGACGAUGAUUUCCUGAGAGACAUACUGAAUCCGCAACAAAAUCGCCUGUCAAAUGCAAAUGAAGACGACUCAUGGAUGGACGGACUAGGCUUGGAGGGUACUGGACAACUGUUAGGAGGAGAAGAGGAAAACCCAUAUGCAAAUAUAGAAGAUGAGUUAGCAGAUGAUCUAGACAUGGGGGGCGAGGCGGCGGGAGUAGAUGAACAAGUACAGCAGGGAGACCAACAACAAACGCCUCUUGGCAAUGUGCAACUUUCUUCUUCGCUUAAGGCUCUGCUUCCUAAUCCAUCUUCUAAAGGAUCUUGAAGCUGUCUCAAUAGACGAGAGCAGCAACAAGACCAAUCUCAAGAUGGGUUAGGCUAAGCUCUAAUUCUCAAGGAGUUGGCGGUGCUGGUGGUGUUAAAAGUGGAACUAAGACCACCAAACUGGAACAAGAUGGCGCAGUCCCGACUCCACAACGUGCUUCUUCACAGCAGCCACGUCCUGUAGUGAAAAAGGAAGCGAGGAAAACGGCUGAUGGAAGCGAGGGGAACAAGGCGGACCGAGGAGCCAUUGGUGAUAUACUAGAGGAAGAUCCGGAUCUUGGUGGUCUUUUAGACAUGCUCGAUGAUGAGUUCUUGAAGACCCCAGGAGCAACACCGGGACCAGCAUAGUACUUCUUGAAGACCCCAGGAGCAACACCGGGACCAGCAUAGUCUCGAUCACAAACAAGGAUAAGAAAGGUAGUUCAAAUAUCUCGUGGAACACGAACGGAUCACGACUCGGAACAAACUUUACAAAGCAAGAAACUAGUACGUUCAAUACGCAUAAUUAUAGACACAAAGCCUUAUAUUUUUGAUGACACUUUUAAUAUUUCCAUUGUCAAGACACUUUUUGCGAUGUUCUCGUAUACCAUUAUCAAGACAAUGUAGAUAAGGAUUUACAUUGAUUCCAACAAGGAUUCGAGAAACGAGAGUUUGAAUUUGACCAAAUACGAAGCUGAUUCGACAGAUCCGUCUCGGCCCGCUUAAAACGGGUCUUGCAGUAAACGCGGUCUUUUGAAAAAAGUCUUGCUUCGAAAAAGUGUUUCGAACCAAAAAGAACGCAUCUCGAUUAAUAUGCGCGAAAUUUUAUAUGCGGUGAACCAGCUUAAGCUGCUUCGUCUUCAUGUAGAUCACUCAUUGUCGGUGGAACAAAAGACGCUAUAGCCACCUACUUUGCGAGCAUCACAUUUAGCUUAGGCGACAAGAAGUCAUCGUCGACGAUAAUGCUGAAGCCGAGCACUGCGUCUCCCUCAUCGAUAAUGUCGCGGUAGUGUUGAAGUCGAACAUUGUAACAUUGUAUCCUCACAUGUCGCGACAUCGCCCUCUCUUGAUCCUGGCAAGCAAUCC